This is a messenger RNA of Oryza sativa Japonica Group (Japanese rice), 6719 nucleotides long. Lineage: Eukaryota; Viridiplantae; Streptophyta; Magnoliopsida; Poales; Poaceae. The record is from RefSeq and is a predicted model, not a curated record.
AAAACCAAGCUACCGACUGCUUGUUUGUUCCCUCUCUCCUCCUCCUCCGUCAGUCUGUCGUCGAACUCCAUUGCGAGCUCACAAGGUGCGUAAAUGUCCUCGUUUGCAAAUAAAUGGUGCUUAAUUAGUUAGGCAGAAGUCAUGUGUGCUUUAGCUGCUCUUCUGGCAUGACUGCUCCUCUUCGUCUUACGCAUUUAGCUUCGAUCCUGAUUUAAUUUUGUAGGGGAUUUCUCGUUGUGUUUUUUCCUUCUUUUUUUUUUUAGCGUCUGAGCAUGAGUAGUCGCUGGUAAAUUUUCCUGUUCGUUUGGAUCUGAUCUUUGGUGAUGAAAUUGUUGAUGUGAGCCCACCUCGCUCGUCACUGUGACGAGCGCUGUCUGUCCCUCCACUGCGUCGCCCGCGGCCCGCCAGGUGCUCGUCGUAAUGCGCCAACGCCGGUGCAUGCCCAUGUGCGCCGACCAGCCCACCGUCGAUGUAUUAACGAGGCCGGAGCUCCACCACAGAACGCCGUGCCAUGGUGGUCGGUGCACCGCGAUGGCCUCAUGGCCAGACCCACCUCUUGGGCCAAAUCUUGGACCCAAUGGGAGCUAGUCUACGGCUGGAUAAUUGGCGUUGGCCUCUUACUAUUUUCUAAGUACAUAUGCACUUGUUGCGGUUGAUGCCUCUGGUCAUAAUCUUAAAUCAUGCGUACAGAACGUGCAUGUGCUGUUUGUUGAGUAUGUGGUCUUGGAGACUUGGACCCUUUUGCACAACGCCAUGAUCAGCUGUCUUGCAUGUGUUCUAUCAUCGUUUCUUCCUUCAUGCUGCAGGGUUCAGCACACCAACCACCAACCGUUGGGCUCGAGUUCUACCAACCUCCCUUUUCUAGUCGGGCUACAAAUUUUCAGCAGCACAAAUGGCAGAGGCGGUCCUCCUUGCUCUCACGAAGAUCAGUGAUGCUUUAGCAGAUGAAAUCACUAAAGAAUUGAUUGUGAAACUGUCUGAAAAGGUUAAUAAUCUGAAGGAUCUGGAUGAAAAGAUUGAGCAAAUGAGGAAGCAAUUGACAACCAUGAACAACGUUAUAUUGCAGAUGGGCAUGAUAUACCUCACCGAUGAAGUCGUCAAGGGUUGGAUUGGUGAGGUGAGGAAGGUGGCGUACCGUGUUGAGGACGUCAUGGACAAAUACUUGAAUUACUCCAUGCAAAUGGCGGAAGAAUGGUUCCUUAAAAAAUACUUCAUCAAAGGAUCACAUUAUGUUUUGGUUUUCACUCAAAUUGCUGAUGAGGUAGUCAAGAUAGAAAAGGAAAUCAAACAAGUUAUAGAACUCAAGGAUCAGUGGUUGCAUCCAUCCCAGCUUGUUUCUGACCCACUCACUGAGAUGGGAAGACAGAGGUCCCGGGACAGCUUCCCAGAACUUGUGAAAGAUGAAGAUCUUGUGGGGAUUGAAGACAGUAGGAGACUGCUGACUGAAUGGCUGUACGCUGACGAGCUGGACAGUAAGGUGAUAACAGUGUCAGGUAUGGGCGGACUGGGGAAAACCACCCUGGUCACAAAUGUGUAUGAACGUGAAAAGAUCAACUUCUCUGCUCAUGCAUGGAUGGUUGUGUCUCAAACCUACACUGUGGAUGCUCUAUUAAGGAAGCUGCUUAGGAAAGUUGGUUACACAGAACCACCACUGUCAUGUAACAUUGACAAAAUGGAUGUGCAUGAUUUGAAAGAGGAAAUAAAGCGAAUGCUUAAAGGUAAAAAAUGCUUGAUCGUACCUGAUGAUGUCUGGGACCAAGAAGCAUACUUUCAAAUACGUGAUGCAUUCCAGAAUGACCAAGGAAGUCGCGUAAUAAUCACAAUGCGGAAGAAUCAUGUGGCAGCUCUUGCUUCCUCAACAUGUCACCUUGAUCUCCAGCCAUUGAGUGACAUUCAUAGCUUUGAUCUAUUCUGCAGAAUGGCAUUUUAUAACAUUAAGGACCAUGAGUGUCCCACAGAACUCAUGAAAUUUGCCAAAUCUAUAGUUGAGCGGUGUCAGGGCCUUCCACUAGCAAUUGCGUCAAUAGGCUGCCUCUUGUCUUCAAGGUCACGGUCACAUUAUGUUUGGAAUCAAUCAUACAAUCAACUUAGAAGUGAGUUGUCAAAGAACAAUCAUGUCCGAGCAAUUUUAAAUAUGAGCUACCAUGACCUGUCAGGAGACCUAAGAAACUGCUUUUUGUACUGUAGCCUAUUCCCGGAAGACUACCCGCUCUCCCGUGAGAGCCUUGUGCGUCUGUGGAUUGCAGAAGGCUUUGUCCUGAAGAAAGAAAACAACACACCAGAGGCAGUAGCAGAGGGAAAUCUCAUGGAAUUGAUAUGCAGGAAUAUGCUUCAGGUUACAAAGUAUGAUGAGCUCGGCAGGGUGAAUACUUGUAGAAUGCAUGACAUUAUGCGAGACCUGGCCUUUUCUGCUGCUAAAGAGGAGAAGUUUGGCUCUGCAAAUGAUUUUGGCACAAUGGUAGAGAUUGAUAAGGAUGUUCGUCGUUUGUCAUCUUACCGAUGGAAAGACGGUACUGCACCCAGACUUAAUCUUCCACGCCUUCGAACUCUAGUAUCACUUGAAGCAAUUUCAUCUUCCCCAGACAUGUUGUCCUCAAUUUUGUAUGGAUCAAGCUAUCUUACUGUUCUUGAGCUUCAAGAUUCAGAAAUCACUCAAGUGCCAGCAACUAUAGGGAAUUUAUGUAACUUGCGUUAUAUUGGCUUGCGACGCACCAAGGUGAAAUCACUCCCGGGCUCUGUUGAAAAGUUAUCAAACCUCCAAACGCUAGACAUCAGGCAAACGCAUAUAGAGAGUCUACCACAAGGAAUCACUAAAAUAAAAAAGCUAAGGCACUUGUUAGCUGAUAGAUAUGCUGAUGAAAAGCACUCAGAGUUCCGGUUUUUCAUAGGAAUGCAAGCACCUAAAGAUAUGUCCAACCUUAAAGAACUACAAACUCUUGAGACCAUGGAAGCGAGCAAAGACUUGGCCAAGCAGCUGAAGGAACUAAUACAACUACAAAGUGUGUGGAUUGAUGGCAUAAGUUCUGUCGAUUGUCAAAAUAUUUUUGAUUCACUAUCAAAGAUGCCGCUUCUUUCUAGUUUGCUUCUUUCUGCAAGGGAUCAGAAUGAACGACUCUGCUUUGAGGCAUUCAAGCCCAUCUCCACUCAAUUACACAGGUUAAUUAUCAGAGGGAAAUGGGCCACUGGAACAAUGGACUGCCCAAUAUUUCGUACCCAUGGCACAUGUGUCAAAUAUUUAGCUCUAAGUUGGUGUGAUCUUGGGGAUGAUCCAUUAAGGAUGCUUGCAUUAUUGCACUUGCCAAAUCUCACACAUCUGAGACUGAGCAACAUGCAUAAUGCAAAAAAGUUGGUUCUAUAUGCAGAAAACUUUUUCCGCCUGAAGUCCCUUGUUUUGAAGGACAUGCCACAUGUCAACCAGAUAAAUAUUAUAGGUGGCUCUCUGUCAUGCAUUGAAGCUUUGUACAUCUUGGCACUGCCAAACCUGGACAAAGUCCCACUGGGCAUUGAAUCCAUUCUCUCCCUGAAGAAACUAUGGCUGCUGGGCUUGCACAUGGACUUUAGGAAGCAAUGGAACAAUAGUGGAAUGCACCAGAAGAUGCAGCAUAUUCCAGAGAUCAGAUGUACAUCAUCUACUUCUCUCUACAAUGGGGAUGAGCUCAGUCUCUCAGGAGGAUUUGGGUCAUCAAAAAUGGACCAUAACAUGUAAACAUGGUAUACUGGAGGACAAGUUAGAGGCUCCACGUGCAACUCCAAUGUAUGCCGUGCCUUCCGAGUUCUCAAAAACUGUGGAGCCAACAGAUCUAAAGCAUGAGUUUCUAAAAGAAAUUACAAACAAUUUCUCCAAGGAACAAAUACUUGGUCAAGGAGCAUUUGGAACUGUUUACCGGGUAAGGUUAAGGUCGUAGUUGUUUUUUCUACACAAUUUUAGGAAGUAAUAUGUCAUCAUUUACCACUCAAGAGUAAUAGAGACUUUGAUAAUAUAUUAUAUAAGUAAAUAAUGAUAAAAUAGCAUUUGAAUUUCAUAUUAUUCUUUAGCAUAAAAAUUCAUGUGCAAGCCCUUAUAUAAUAUACAAUAUUAGAUAAAAACUUAUAUGCAAAUGAACAUUUGCUAAUAUCCCUUAUAUAAUAUACAACCAUUAGACAUUGAUAAAGAAUAUCAUGAAAUUUAUCAAAAUUAUUUGAGAAAAUUAAAUGUAGUAGAACUCAAAUUUCACAACUUUCACAUAACCUGAUAUUUACAUUAUAUUACAAACGGAAAGUAAUUGAAGUGAUUUUAUGGUCCGAGGAGGUAAUGCAAGGUACCGCGUUUUCUAAAAUUCGAUACAUCUCGAUAUCUCCAAUACGGUGCCAAAUUUUUGAACUAAAAAAAAUUGUAUGUCUUCGUACCUCUCAAAGAACAUCAAAUUUUCCAAUAAUAAUUAAGCUUAUAUUCAAAGCUAGGGAAUUAAAAAAAUGAUAAAUAUGAACUUGAUUUUUAACAAUCCUGGUAUAAGUCUAACAUCCCAACCAGUAAAGUUAUAUCCUGGCAAUCAAAUUCGGUGUUUGAAAGAAACUUUUAUACUAUCUACUUCUAUCACUAUUGUGUACCUAUAAUCUAGACUUCAAUUAAUUUCAUAAUUGGAUACUUAAUCUUGAAUGUGCAAUAUUAUAUUUGCAGACAUGCUAUCAAUCCUCAUGAAAAAUAAAAGGUGGACUCAAUUACUGUGUUCCCUUUUUUCACGGCCGCUGUGACUAACAUGCUAAACAUAAAUAAAAUGUUGUUGCCAAAUUGCCACUACAUGAUGGAAUGCAGGGAUUAUAUUUACCCAAACUAUUACCUCUUGAGUAAGACCAACACUCUGUAUGCAUGGGAUGCCAAACAUCGUUUUCCCAACCUCUCCACAAUUUUUUUUUUUUUGAAGAAUCUACCUCUCCACAAUUUUUGGUGCCGUACUGUAUUAGAUUGAAAGUGCUCAUUACUUAUUUACUUAUAUUUCAAAAUGUGGCUAUUAGUAAAACUAGGAAGGUAGCCCGCGCAUUCGCGCGGGCAUGCGUCGUACGCUAAGUUUGAGGUAUUUAUAAAAGCGAUAUAUUAACAUAAGAACAUCUGCCACGAUUUCUCCAUAAAUUAUUUUUGUCAGAAAUUCUUUAAUAAUAUUUUAACCUAUUAGAUUUAUAUUAUAUCAAAUAUAAGUAAUAUCUACAAGCAAUUAUUUAUAAUCUUCUUCAUCAUUUAAAAAGAAAGUAGAUUUAUUUUCUUUAGAAAACAUGUCAACGAAAGUAAAAGUAAGUGUAAAAUAAAAAUUAAGUUGUUUUUCUUUUUUAAUUGUAUAAUAGAUUAUCAUAAUAUGUUAAAGGAUGAAUUGGGUGGGACAUUAAGCUACACGAAAUGCAUGGAUUUAUAUAGCCUAAUAUGAUUGAUAUAUUUUGAGAGGUGAUCUAUCUAUGAACAUUUCAUGUAGAGUGGAUAAGAGGCUCUGCCCAACCUAGUAGGAAUACAAUAACGAUGAAAUAUCAUUUCACAGUAAUAUUUUUGAAUGUCAUAGACCAUAAAUAAACACUUGUUUUUUUAUAUAAGAUAGAUCUAACGGUUAGAAAUAAUGGUUCUACUGGUUUAAAAGGCAUAGGAGCACACAUGCAUGUUAUGCAGUGAGCCAGAGAGAGGUCUUGAUAGACUUUAUUUUUUUUUUUUACCAAAAGAUAGAUAUGAUGGUAUAAAAAAUGGGUCCAUCGGUUUAAGUGGAAACCGAUGGUCGAUUAUAUGAGUGUUUUUGUAAUUAAUAAAAUGCCACAUAGCGACUUAGAAGUGUUUGUAGAAGUGCUAAGAGCAAUCAUAUGUAUGAUUUAGAUGCUAUGAUCAUUUUAAGAUCAUUUAUUUAUUUUUUAAAUUUAAAAUAUCAUUUAUUUACAAAAGCAUCAAGAUCAAUUUGUAUAGGUAAAUAGCCCCCAUGUGUAUGUUGUGAGAAAUUAAUAAAGUUUUUUAUGAAGAAAUUAAUUAAGUUGGUAGAAAGUCAUUAAAUGUCUAACAAUGUAUUUGUAAUGGGUUUAACAGUUUCAUUAAAAAAUAAGCUAGCAUAUUUUGAUUUUCAAUGACAAAUUUUAGCAUUUUCUUUUAUUUAGUGGAGCACUCAAGAUGGAUGUGGGUCUAGAAUGCAAUAAAUCCAAUAUGGAUAUUAAAAUUAUAUAUUUAUUUGAAAAAUAAAAUUAGAUAUAUAAUUUAUGGUACAAAUAAUUGCAAAUACUCAUAAAAUUAAUCUGGCCUUUAUUAAAAAGUCUAAAAUAGCACGUUUAAGAAUAAGUUAGUUAAUAUAUAUCUUUGUUAGUUUAAUGUGUUAAAUAGUGUAUUAUUUGAAAAUAAUGCUCCACAUAAUGGGUUUAGUAUACCUUUAUUUAAUGGUAGAAAUAUAGUGGUGCAAACUUUAUUUUGGAAAGAGUUAUAUUAUAAUAUAAUCAUAUAAGUUAAUUAUGAUUAUUUGAAAUUUAACUAUGUUAACUGUUAUCUGGAUUAUAUAUAUGUGAAAAGAAAAAGGAGGGAAGGAGACGGAACCGUACGUACCUACGGAUGGUGUGGUAUUGUACGUUUUAAGAUCAAUCUAGCUAAUCUGACGGUUUCUAACCGUGGACCCACUAUUUUAAGUAAAAAUCAACGGAUAGAUGCUUUUCUUUUUUCUCAGAAUUUCUUUGAUUUCUCUAAUUUAUUAGAGCGCCAAGUGGCGGCUUAGGAGCGUUUGUAGGAAGAU